CGUGAUUGUAUUAAGAGCCUCUCGUUAGCUCUCCUCAAUCUCUAUAUACAUGGGGAGAAAAUGAGAAGAACCACAACACUAUCAAGGCCGCCCAUAAGACUAGAUUUGCAUCACAAUAUGGAUUUACGGUUUUCUCUGAUCUUAUUAAUAAUCGCAGCGAGUUUUGCAGAGAACUGUGCAACGAAAGGUGGUAUCAAUGAGAUUAUCAACAACAAAAAGUUGAAGAAUCGUUCGUUCUUGGGUCUUGUAGUUCCAAAUACAUUUGAAUUGGGUCCUCUUCUUCAAUCUUCAAGCUUUGUUGCUGAUCCAUCUCUGCCAUACUUGGAUUUUUCAGAAGCUAGGAACCCUCCCCUGUCACUUGUCAAGUGGUAUCCAGCACCAUUAAUUUUUCCAAGUAUCUGUCAAGUGUCUACCCCGAAUGAACCCUUCAAUUUGUAUGUACAUGAAAAGUCUCUGGCAGGACAUUCCGGGGAACAAAGUAGAAGAUUUCGUUUCGGAAAAGUGGAGAACAAAAAUGUUGUUAUGGUUAUGACAGGAUUGGGCAUGUUAAAUGCAGGUAUAGCGACGGAAUUGCUACUGAGUCUGUUCAAGGUGGAAUCAGUACUGCAUUUUGGAAUUGCAGGAAAUGCAGAUCCUAAACUCCAUGUCGGAGACGUUGUUAUUCCCAAGUAUUGGUCUCAUACUGGCCUUUGGAACUGGCAGCGAUUUGGAGAUGGCCCUAAUGAUGAACUAGCUUUGGAGUCUAACGGAGACUACACAAGAAAAUAUGGUUACCUCAAAUUCUCUGAUUACGAAACUCAAAACAACACGAAGGCCAAGAAAUCUACCGCGUCUGAAAACCUUUUGAACAAUGUUUGGUACCAACCAGAGGAAAUCUUUCCCGUAGAUGGGACUCCUGAAGUUCGGCAACACGCCUUUUGGGUUCCCGUGGAUGGAAAAUAUUAUGAAUUAGCAAAGAAGCUCGAGGGCAUGAAGUUGGAGGGGUGCGUAAACUCGACCUGUUUACAUAGGCCACCACAGGUUGUUAGGGUAGCUAGAGGAUGUAGUGCAGACAUAUUUGUCGAUAAUGCAGCAUAUAGAGAAUUUCUAUAUUCCAAAUUUAAUGUUACACCUCUUGACAUGGAAUCCGCGGCAGUUGCCUUAGUUUGUCUGCAACAUAAGACUCCUUUUAUUACAAUUAGAGCUUUAUCUGAUUUAGCUGGUGGUGGUUCUGCUGAAUCCAAUGAAGCUGAUGUUUUUGCUCCUCUUGCAGCUGAUAAUGCUGUCAAAGUUUUGGUUAAAUUCAUAACUUUAUUGCCUUGAAUUUAAUCACGUGUAGCUGCAAAUGUAAUGUAACUUUUAUUUUUCCUGCAAUUUUCAUUUUGUAAGUCUAAUAAUGUAAUAUGUAUUUCGCGAUUCUGAAAAUACGAAAUAUCAUUCGAUU
Molecule: messenger RNA, 1423 nt
Organism: Papaver somniferum (opium poppy)
Lineage: Eukaryota; Viridiplantae; Streptophyta; Magnoliopsida; Ranunculales; Papaveraceae
Product: 5'-methylthioadenosine/S-adenosylhomocysteine nucleosidase-like
Exons: 5
Coding region: 61-1302 (413 amino acids)
Biological process (GO): nucleoside metabolic process
Molecular function (GO): catalytic activity
Source: RefSeq, a predicted model, not a curated record